AUGGCUUCCAAUGGUGACGUACAGGCAAAACAAGAUGUAACAGAUACACCGAAGACCGAAGAUGCCUCUUUACCUCUGACCAACGGGACCAACGGUCACGAUCACGACCAUGAUCACCACGAUGACCCCAAUGCUGGUGCAUUGUUCCAGGUCACCGUGAAGCUGCCUCACAAACCCUAUAAACAACAGCUCAUGGUAACGCAUCAGGAGCAAGUCCAAGAUGUCCGUCAAUCCAUCGUCGAGACUCCCGAUACCUUCCAGUAUACCUGUUUCCACCUCGAGCACAAUGGCCUGCGGAUCAAUGACUUUGUGGAGCUCUCCGAGGUGAAGGACCUCAAACCCAAUGAUGAUUUGACACUCGUUGAAGAUCCUUAUACAGAGAAAGAGGCAAGAUUGCAUGUGAUUCGGAUAAGAGAGCUCAUCGGAGCCACUGGAGACCGAUCCGACCAGCUCCAUGGCAUCUGUGCUGGGCUCUCUUUGCACGAUGAGAAGUUUGGUUCUGCCCAGGCACCUUUGCCAAAGCCAGAGGAUAAUCCCUUGGCUGGUUACGAGGUCGACGGCAGACCGUCUCUGGAUGCUGUCCUUCCCACAAAAGAGGAUGGGCUGCCCAAGACGAUCAAGUCUCUGUCUGUGUCACAGUGGAACCCACCCCCAUACCAUCUGCGGCAAAAGGGCCAUCUCCUGUAUUUGCAGCUUACAACUAAUGAAGGGGAGCAAUACCAAAUAACUUCGAGCGUAUCCGGUUUCUUCGUCAACAAAUCGUCAAGCAACAAAUUCGACCCCUUCCCCAAGUCAGCACCAAAGAAUUACAGUGCGCACUCGCUGCUCACUUUGAUCUCUCUCCUUUCGCCGUCCUUCAACGAUACAUUUGUUGAGCUGCAGAAGAUCAACGGCAGGAAGGAUCUGUUGACGACCUUCCCAUUCCAGAAUGCCAUUCCAGCAAACCCAUGGCUUGUACCGGGAUCAUACGCUCAGAGCACACAUCAUCAAGCAGAUCCUACACGGUCACAGGAAGCAUACCUCAUUGGCGGAGCCGAUGGAGCCGAAAAUCUCCGCGAUUGGAAUGAAGAAUUUCAGACGACACGAGAACUCCCACGCGAGAACCUGCAAGACCGAGUUUUCCGGGAACGUCUGACCUCGAAAUUGUUCGCCGAUUACAACGAUGCAGCUGCCCGGGGUGCUGUUCUGGUUGCCCGAGGUGAGGUUGCACCUUUAAAUCCUACCGAAGGCCGCGAUGCUCAAAUCUUCAUCUACAACAACAUCUUUUACUCUUUCGGCGCCGACGGCGUCCAAACUUUCGCCAGCGAGGGUGGAGACGAGGCCGCUAGGGUUGCUGUGGGAAAGGAUGUAGCUGGUGUCAAGGCCGUCAACCAGCUGGACAUCAACGGGCUAUUUACUCCCGGUACUGUGGUGGUCGACUACCUCGGCAAACGUAUAGUUGGACAGAGUAUCGUCCCGGGAAUCUUCAAGCAGAGAGAGCCAGGUGAGCAUCAGAUUGAUUAUGGUGGCGUCGAGGGUCGGGACAUUGUCACCGAGAACGAGGCUUUCGUACCCGUUUUCGAGAAGCUGUCCAAAUCACUUCACGUCAAGAAGCACGCUGUCUGGGACAAGGAUGGCAAGCGACAUGAUCUCGAAGGUAGUGUCGAGACCAAGGGUCUCCUGGGCACCGAUGGCCGCAAAUAUGUCCUGGACCUCUACCGUAUCACCCCCUUGGAUGUCGCUUGGUCAGAUGAAGUGGAGGUCGACGGUGACAACAAGUACCCGCAUCGCAUGUCUGUUUUAAGGCUGGAGCUUGUGGAGGCAUAUUGGCGCAUGAAGAUGCAAGAAUACGUGCGCGCCGAGGUUGAAAAGAGGCGGAACAACAAGUCAAAUGGCCACAGCGACGAGCAGAAGAAACUGGAGUUCGCAGAGCCCAAUGGACAUACUGAAGAGGGUGAGGCCAAGGAGGAGGGAAGCACCGCAGCAGAAGGUGACGGCAAAAAUGACGCCGCCGGCUUGGAGCAGGAAAGAGUCGAUAUCUCGAACUUCAAUUUCAGCCUCAAUCCAGACGUCUGCAGUGGGCAGGAACCACAAGGUGAAGAGGAGAAACAGGAAUACGCUGACGACGAAAAGAAUGUCCGUGCAGUCUGUGAUUUCCUUCGCAGUAAAAUCAUUCCAGACCUCAUCACCGAUCUGCAUGAUGGUGAUGUUGGUUUCCCUAUGGAUGGCCGGUCUCUGUGUCAGUUACUACACAAGCGUGGCAUUAACAUAAGGUAUCUGGGCCGACUAGCCAAUGCUGCAAAGGAAAAGGGUGCCCGCCUUCAAGCCUUUUCUCGGGUGGUAUUGCAGGAGAUGGUGGCGAGGGCUGCCAAGCAUAUCAUCAACGGGUAUUUGCGACAUUUGCCCGCUGUGUUCGCCGCUCCAUGCAUCUCACAUCUGCUGAACUGCCUGCUAGGCGCAGAGAUGAACUCUAACCCCCGACCGGAGAUCGAGGAAGAUCUACGAGCCUUGUACCCCGAAGGUGAUUUCUCUUUCGAGCAGAUGAACCCAGUGAAGCUGCAAGCUGAGGUUGAGAAGCAAGUGAAGAUGAGGUAUAGGCAUGAUCUUGAAGCAGGGUGGCAGUCAUCGAUUCAACCACUACCCCUUCUCAGGGAAGUGAGCUUGAAGCUUGGAUUGCAGCUUGUUGCGCGAGAGUACUCGUUCAGCAAAACCGUCCAUUUGUCACUCGACGCAUCACCUGCUCGAAGCAGCAGUGACACUCGCUCCAAUGACGGGGCGACACAAGAGACCGCAAGCAAGAAAAAGAAGAAGACCAAAGGUGGCGAACCAGUACAGACCAACGGUGCUGCGUCAAAACCGAAUACUACGUUCAUCCCAGACGACAUUCUCAACAUCGCACCUGUCGUUAAAGAUUCCACUCCAAGAAGCUCUCUUGCGGAAGAAGCAUUGGAAGCUGGUAAGAUCUCUUUAGCACAGGGACAAAAGCAGCUGGGCCAGGAACUCGUCCUCGAGUCCCUGUCCUUGCACGAGCAAAUCUACGGCAUCUUGCACCCAGAAGUUGCCAAGAUGUACCACUCUCUGUCGACGAUUUACUAUCAGACUGACGAGAAAGAGGCCGCAGUCGAGCUCGCGCGCAAGGCUGUCAUCGUCACCGAAAGGACGUUGGGAGUAGAUUCGCACGAUGCUAUAUUGGCGUACUUGAAUCUCUCCCUCUUUGAGCAUCAUGUCGGUAAUACCAAGCAGGCCCUGAAAUAUGUCAGGCAUGCGCUCGACGUGUGGAAGAUCAUCUUCGGACCCAGUCAUCCAGACUCGAUCACUACGAUGAACAACGCGGCUGUCAUGCUUCAGUCUUUGAAAGAGUACUCUGAAUCUCGAAAGUGGUUUGAAGCUUGUUUCACCGUCUGUGAGGGCCUGUUCGGACGGCAGUCCAUCAAUGCAGCCACCAUCUUGUUCCAGCUUGCACAGGCAUUGGCCCUUGACGGAGAUGCCAAAGGUGCUGUGAACAAGAUGCGGGAGGCAUACAAUAUCUUCUUGGCCGAGCUUGGACCUAGCGAUCGGAAUACCAAGGAGGCAGAAAGCUGGCUGGAACAGUUGACUCAAAAUGCAGUUUCCCUUGCUAAGCAGGCAAGAGCGCUCCAGACACGGAAACUGGCCGGCAUUCGCCAUCUCCCUCGCAUGGGAUUGGGAACUCGACUUCAACCACAAAAUGCUAACAGCGCUGCGCCGAACACAGGCGCACAUACCGCUGCCGCAGAGCCAAAUGUGCGCACUGGCACAGGAAAUGUUGCGCUUGACUCCAGGAGUAUUGACGAGCUGUUGAGAUACAUUGAAGGCAACGACACUUCAAGCAGCCCCCGGUCGAAGCAGAAGAAGUCGAUGAAUCCCAAAGCGAGAACGGCCAGAAAAACAGCGGCAGCGUAG
This is a messenger RNA of Exophiala spinifera, 3900 nucleotides long. RefSeq lists its product as uncharacterized. Gene Ontology annotation, molecular function: mRNA binding; protein binding. Gene Ontology annotation, biological process: intracellular distribution of mitochondria. The record is from RefSeq and is a predicted model, not a curated record. Lineage: Eukaryota; Fungi; Ascomycota; Eurotiomycetes; Chaetothyriales; Herpotrichiellaceae. Gene Ontology annotation, cellular component: cytoplasm. The transcript is spliced from 2 exons. The coding region runs from base 1 to 3900 and encodes 1299 amino acids.